AUGGUGAAGAUAACUUUUCAACCGGUUUCAGCACAGAAACCCGAGAAGGAGAACGAUGGAGACAAAGAGGAUAUUCUCAUGUCUUAUCCUCACGAGGAACUGGUUCUUCCCCUCAGGUCAAAGAAGUCCCCUCUGAAUGGACUAUGCUGCCUCACAUUUGGCCUGGUCAUCUUCAUGUCUGGCCUGGUCCUAGCAUCCAUAUAUGUCUAUCGCUACUACUUCACAGCCCAGAUUCCCGAAGACAGUCUUUUCCACUGUCACGUGAUGUACGAGGAUUCGGUGUAUGCUCCCCUGCUGGGCCAUCAGGAGCUGGAGGAGAACGUUGGCAUCUACCUCAAAGAUAACUACGAGCAGAUCAGCGUUCCCGUUCCAGAUUUCGGAAGCUCCGAUCCUGCUGACAUCAUCCACGACUUCCACAGGGGUCUCACCGCCUAUCAUGACAUUGCGCUGGGCAAGUGCUACGUGAUCGAACUUAAUACAACCAUGGUCAUGCCGCCCAGGAAUCUGUGGGAGCUCCUGGUUAACGUCAAGAGGGGAACAUACUUGCCACAGACAUACAUGGUUCAGGAGGAGAUGGUGGUGACCGGACGCGUUCGAAACCUGCGUCUCCUCGGCCCGUUCAUUCACAGGCUCUGUUACGGCAAGGAGACGUUCAGACUGAGGCGCCGGAGCCAGCGCAGACGCAUUGACAAGCGAUCGACGCGGAACUGCCACAGCAUCCGUCAUUUCGAGAACAAGUUUGUAGUGGAGACAGUUAUCUGUGAUUAA
Molecule: messenger RNA, 768 nt
Organism: Chanos chanos (milkfish)
Lineage: Eukaryota; Metazoa; Chordata; Actinopteri; Gonorynchiformes; Chanidae
Gene: itm2cb
Product: integral membrane protein 2Cb
Exons: 6
Coding region: 1-768 (255 amino acids)
Biological process (GO): negative regulation of amyloid precursor protein biosynthetic process
Cellular component (GO): Golgi apparatus; plasma membrane; extracellular exosome
Molecular function (GO): amyloid-beta binding
Source: RefSeq, a predicted model, not a curated record